This is a messenger RNA of Entelurus aequoreus (snake pipefish), 4316 nucleotides long. RefSeq names its product vimentin A2-like. The coding region runs from base 1 to 1404 and encodes 467 amino acids. The record is from RefSeq and is a predicted model, not a curated record. Gene Ontology annotation, cellular component: intermediate filament; plasma membrane; cytoplasm. Gene Ontology annotation, molecular function: structural constituent of cytoskeleton. Lineage: Eukaryota; Metazoa; Chordata; Actinopteri; Syngnathiformes; Syngnathidae. The transcript has 9 exons. Gene Ontology annotation, biological process: intermediate filament organization.
AUGUCGUCGUUCAGAGCAGCAGCGCCUCAUUCCUCGUACAGGAAGAUGUUUGGCGGGGAGAGAGAGAGAGAGAGAGGCGCGCUCAGGAGCAGCUACUCCAGCCGCCAGUACUCCAGUCCCGUACGCACCAGCCGGGUGUCCUACGGGCUGUCGUCGGCGCCCGCCAGCACCAUCUACGCGGCCAAGACGCAGCGGCUCCGGAGCAGCGCCGCCAUGCCCCGGCUGGCCUCGGAGCACUUGGACUUCACGCUGUCCGACGCCAUCAACAGCGAGUUCAUGGCCAACCGCACCAGCGAGAAGGCGCAGAUGCAGUCGCUCAACGACCGCUUCGCCAGCUACAUCGAGAAGGUGCGCUUCCUGGAGCAGCAGAACAAGAUCCUGCUGGCCGAGCUGGAGCAGCUCCGCGGCAAAGGCACGUCCCGAGUGGGCGACUUGUACGAGGAGGAGCUGCGGGAGCUGCGCCGCCAAGUGGACCUGCUGACCAACGACAAGGCCCGGGUGGAGGUGCACCGCGACAACCUGGCCGACGACAUCGACCGACACCGGGAAAAGUUGCAGGACGAGAUAUCCCUGCGGGAGGAGGCCGAGGCGAACAUGCAAUCCUUCCGACAGGAUGUGGACAAUGCUGCCCUGGUCAGACUGGACCUGGAGAGGAAGGUAGAGUCCCUCCAAGAGGAAAUUAACUUCCUCAAGAAGCUACACGAUGAGGAGAUGCUGGAACUGCAGAACCAGAUCCAAAUGCAGCAGCACGCACAAGUGGACAUGGCUGAAGUGGCCAAGCCUGACCUGACUGCCGCUCUGAGGGACGUCCGCCUGCAGUACGAGAACCUGGCCUCCAAAAACAUCCAGGAGUCUGAGGAAUGGUACAAAUCCAAGUUUGCCGACCUCACUGAAGCGGCGGCCCGCAAUAACGAGGCUUUGAGGAUGGCUAAGCAGGAGGCUAACGACUACAGACGUCAGGUGCAGGCUCUCACCUGCGAGGUGGAUGCCCUCAAGGGAAGCAAUGAGUCCCUGGAGCGCCAGAUGAGUGAAAUGGAGGAGAACUUCUCCAUGGAGACGGGAGGCUUCCAGGACACCAUCGCCCGCAUGGAGGACGACAUUCACAACAUGAAGGACGAGAUGGCCCGUCACCUGCGGGAGUACCAGGACCUCCUCAAUGUCAAGAUGGCCCUGGACAUUGAGAUCGCCACCUACAGGAAGCUGCUGGAAGGAGAGGAGAGCAGAAUCAACACCCCUCUGCCAAACUUUUCCUCUCUGAACCUGAGAGAAACCAUGCUUGAUUCCAGACCUCACAUUGAAACCACAACAACCAAGAAGGUUCUCAUCAAGACCAUCGAGACCAGAGACGGUCAGGUGAUCAACGAGUCGACCCAGAACCAGGAUGACAUGGAGCAAAACUACUAAUGAGGCUUGGGCCAAAAGACCAACGGAAGAGCAAUAUUUUCAUUUAUAUUCCACCCACAGUUACACAAAAAUAGCUUCUCAAAGUGCCUUUUAUAUGUGAUGAUUGUGUAAGUAGUAGUUGGGUUUCCAUCUCUUAUCCACAGUAUGUUGGUUUUGUUUAGACACAGUUAAGAUACACAACAACACACAGUCAACCACACAAAGGUUUACAAAGGACCAUUAGAGCCACUAAAUAUUCUAUGAAGAUUCUCAAGGCAUUUAACCCAUCGCAGCUGGACAGUUCAGUUUGCCUGAGAAGACAUUUCACUUUUCUUCCGAGCUCCUUCAGACUUAAAGCUGAACUAUCACUGGUCUAUGACCAUGAACUGAUGAGGCUGCGCCAAUAGAACUGAACUAUCACUGGUCUAUGACCAUGAACUGAUGAGGCUGCUCCAAUAGAACUGAACUAUCGCUGGUCUAUGACCAUGAACUGAUGAGGCUGCUCCAAUAGAACUGAACUAUCGCUGGUCUAUGACCACGAACUGAUGAGGCUGCUCCAAUAGAACUAAACUAUCGCUGGUCUAUGACCAUGAACUGAUGAGGCUGCUCCAAUAGAACUGAACUAUCGCUGGUCUAUGACCAUGAACUGAUGAGGCUGCUCCAAUAGAACUAAACUAUCGCUGGUCUAUGACCAUGAACUGAUGAGGCUGCUCCAAUAGAACUAAACUAUCGCUGGUCUAUGACCAUGAACUGAUGAGGCUGCUCCAAUAGAACUAAACUAUCGCUGGUCUAUGACCAUGAACUGAUGAGGCUGCUCCAAUAGAACUAAACUAUCGCUGGUCUAUGAUCAUGAACUGAUGAGGCUGCUCCAAUGAGAGGCCUUUAAAGGUCUUCUAAGACAAACUCAACAGUCCAGUUGGGAUGGAGUCACUGCCCUGAGAAUACAAUAACCUGAUGAAUGACUAUAUUCACAGCUAUUACCUUUUAAACUUACCACAAUAAAAGAUGCAUAUUCAAGAAAAAAGAGUUGGAAAUGUUGUAGUCUUACGAGAUUCAAGAUGUUUUUGUAGAAAACAGUAUGAAUGUAAGAAUAAAUGCUCCAAAUGUCACUCAUGGGAGUUAAGACAAUACAUCACAGGACAAAAUUCAUUAAAAUGUGACUGCAGUGUCUUAUAAAACCUUUUUUUCUCAAGAUCAUAAUGUUGUCUGGAAAAUAUGACUUUUUUUCUCAAAAAAAAUGAACCAUGUACUUAAACUCGUUUUUUAUGUUUUCAACGUGGCCUUAACACUCCUUUGUAGACGUCUACAAACAUCUUCAUUUGUAGUCCAUUUUGGGCGCGAGCACACGAGCAGCAGCAGUCCCCAAUAUGAGAAAUCAUGUCACAAUUCCCUGUAAGCAGCAAUAAAGUCAUACGAUUGUGAAGCAGGUGUGAUAGAGUUUGUGUGAAACUAAUAAGAAAAGAUCCACACGUGCAGUGCCAUUAAUGUUUAAUAUGGACUCAGUCAGUUCUUUUAUGAUGAUUAACACCUAUCUUCUCCCCUGCUGUGCAAUGUGAAACUGUCAAAUAACAGCACACCUUCAUGCAAUAACACAAAACGCAAAACAAGUGAAGUUGUCACAUUGUGUAAAUGGUAAAUAAAAAGAGAAUACAAUGAUUUGCAAAUCCUUUUUAAUUUAUAUUCAUUUGAAUAGACUGCAAAGACAAAACAUGUAACCUUCAAACUGAGCAGCUAAAUUUGAUUUUGUAAAUAAUCAUGAACUUAGAAUUAAAUGGCAGCAACACAUUGCAAAAAAGUUGUCGCAGGGGCAUUUUUACCAGUGUGUUACAUGGCCUUUCCUUUUAACACUCAGUAAAGGUUUGGGAACUGAGGAGACACAUUUUUGAGGUGGAAUUCUUUCCCAUUCUUGCUUGAUGUACAGCUUAAGUUGUUCAACAGUCCGGGGGUCUCCCUUCUGCUAUUGCAGGCUUCAUAAUGCACCACACAUUUCCAAUGGGAGACAGGUCUGGACUACAGGCAGGCCAGUCUAGUACCCGCACUCUUUUACUAUGAAGCCACAUUGAUGUAACACGUGGUUUGGCACUGUCUUGCUGAAAUAAGCAGGGGCGUCCAUGCUAACGUUGCUUGGAUGGCAACAUAUUUUGCUCCAAAAGCUGUAUGUACCUUUCAGCAUUAAUGGUGCCUUCACAGAUGUGUAAGUUACCCAUGUCUUGGGCACUAAUACACCCCCAUUCAUCACAGAUACUGGCUGGUUCUUUUCCUCUUCGGUCCGGAGGACACGACGGCCACAGUUUCCAAAAACAAUUUGAAAUGUGGACUCGUCAGACCACAGAACACUUUUCCACUUUGUAUCAGUCCAUCUUAGAUGAGCUCGGGCCCAGCGAAGCCGGCGGCGUUUCUGGGUGUUGUUGAUAAAUGGCUUUCGCUUUGCAUAGUAGAGUAUUAACUUGCACCUACAGAUGUAGCGACCAACAGUGGUUUUCUGAAGUGAUAUCCAUUACACACUGAUGUCCCUUUUUGAUGCAGUACCGCCUGAAGGAUCGAAGGUCACGGGCAUUCGAUGUUGGUGUUCAGCCUUGCCGCUUACGUGCAGUGAUUUCUCCAGAUUCUCUGAACCUUUUGAUGAUAUUACGGGGAAAUGUUGUUUUAAAACCCCAUUUGUUGACAAAGUGGUGACCCUCGCCCCGUCCUUGUUUGUGAAUGACUGAGCAUUUCAUGGAAGCUGCUUUUAUACCCAAUCAUGGCACCCACCUGUUCCCAAUUAGCCUGUUCACCUGUGGGAUGUUCCAAAUAAGUCUUUGAUGAGCAUUCCUCAACUUUAUCACCCUUUUUUGCCACUUGUGCCAGCUUUUUUGAAACAUGUUGCAGGCAUCAAAUUCCAAAUGAGCAAAUAUAUUAAAUAUCUUGUCUUUGCAGUCUAUUCAAUUGAAUGU